This is a messenger RNA of Pteropus alecto (black flying fox), 5242 nucleotides long. It is a transcript of the gene MYO1D, whose product is annotated as myosin ID. Gene Ontology annotation, cellular component: microvillus; myosin complex; vesicle. Gene Ontology annotation, molecular function: actin filament binding; microfilament motor activity; ATP binding. Bases 16 to 3015 code for a protein of 999 amino acids. The record is from RefSeq and is a predicted model, not a curated record. Gene Ontology annotation, biological process: actin filament organization; vesicle transport along actin filament. Lineage: Eukaryota; Metazoa; Chordata; Mammalia; Chiroptera; Pteropodidae. The transcript has 22 exons.
CAUCACCGGGAGACUAUGAUUUUGCCAGAAGCAACAGAAACAAGAUGCCUUCACCCUUGGAAGAGAUUCUCGUCUAAGAACUGGGGAAGAUUUGAAAAGGGGCGCAUCUACACAUUCAUCGGAGAAGUCGUCGUUUCUGUGAAUCCUUACAAGUCGCUGAACAUCUAUGGGAGAGAGACCAUUGAGCAGUAUAAAGGACGUGAGCUGUAUGAGAGACCGCCUCAUCUUUUUGCUAUUGCCGAUGCUGCUUACAAGGCUAUGAAGAGGCGAUCGAAGGACACAUGUAUUGUGAUAUCAGGGGAAAGUGGAGCUGGUAAAACCGAAGCCAGUAAGUACAUUAUGCAGUACAUUGCGGCCAUCACCAACCCCAGUCAGAGAGCAGAGAUUGAAAGAGUGAAGAAUAUGUUGCUUAAAUCCAACUGUGUCCUGGAAGCUUUUGGCAAUGCCAAAACCAACCGUAAUGACAACUCCAGCAGGUUUGGAAAAUACAUGGAUAUCAACUUUGAUUUCAAGGGGGACCCUAUUGGUGGACAUAUCAAUAACUACUUAUUGGAGAAGUCUCGAGUGAUUAUGCAACAGCCAGGAGAAAGAAGCUUUCAUUCUUUCUAUCAGCUACUCCAAGGAGGUUCAGAACAGACACUUCGUUCUCUUCAUCUCCAGAAAUCCCUUUCAUCCUACAACUAUAUCCAUGUAGGAGCUCAAUUAAAGUCUUCUAUCAAUGAUGCUGCAGAAUUCAAAGUAGUAGCCGACGCCAUGAAAGUAAUUGGCUUCAAACCUGAGGAGAUUCAGACAGUAUAUAAAAUUUUGGCUACUAUUCUUCACUUGGGAAAUUUAAAAUUUGUAGUGGAUGGUGACACACCUCUUAUUGAAAAUGGCCAAGUUGUAUCCAUUAUAGCAGAAUUGCUCUCCACCAAGACGGACAUGGUUGAGAAAGCCCUUCUUUACCGGACCGUGGCUACAGGGCGCGACAUCAUCGACAAGCAGCACACAGAACAGGAAGCUAGCUACGGCAGGGACGCCUUCGCUAAGGCGAUAUAUGAGCGCCUUUUCUGUUGGAUCGUGACUUGCAUCAACAACAUCAUUGAGGUCAAGAACUUUGACACCACAAUCCAUGGGAAAAACACUGUUAUUGGUGUCUUGGAUAUCUAUGGCUUUGAAAUCUUUGACAACAACAGCUUUGAGCAAUUCUGCAUCAACUACUGCAAUGAGAAAUUGCAGCAGCUAUUUAUUCAGCUGGUUCUGAAGCAAGAACAAGAGGAAUACCAGCGGGAAGGGAUCCCAUGGAAGCACAUUGAUUACUUCAAUAAUCAGAUCAUCGUGGACCUUGUGGAGCAGCAGCACAAAGGGAUCAUUGCAAUCCUAGAUGACGCCUGCAUGAAUGUCGGCAAAGUCACUGACGAAAUGUUCCUUGAAGCACUUAACAGUAAAUUAGGCAAACAUGGUCAUUUUUCCAGCCGGAAGCUUUGUGCCUCAGACAAAAUUCUGGAGUUUGAUCGAGAUUUUCGAAUUCGACAUUACGCAGGUGAUGUAAUCUAUUCUGUCAUUGGUUUUAUUGACAAAAAUAAAGACACUUUAUUUCAAGAUUUCAAGCGCCUCAUGUAUAACAGUUCAAAUCCUGUGCUGAAGAAUAUGUGGCCCGAAGGCAAGCUGAGCAUUACUGAGGUGACCAAGCGGCCUCUGACUGCCGCCACCUUAUUUAAGAACUCUAUGAUUGCUUUAGUAGACAACCUUGCAUCAAAGGAACCAUAUUAUGUACGUUGCAUCAAACCCAAUGACAAGAAAUCCCCACAGAUAUUUGAUGAUGAACGCUGCCGGCAUCAAGUAGAGUAUCUUGGACUGUUGGAAAACGUUAGGGUACGACGGGCAGGAUUUGCCUUCCGCCAGACAUAUGAGAAGUUCCUUCACAGGUACAAGAUGAUCUCCGAAUUCACCUGGCCCAACCAUGACCUCUCAUCAGACAAAGAGGCUGUCAAGAAACUGAUUGAACAUUGUGGUUUUCAGGACGAUGUAGCUUAUGGGAAAACCAAAAUUUUCAUUAGAACACCCCGAACAUUGUUUACUUUGGAAGAACUUCGUGCUCAGAUGCUCGUAAGGAUCGUUCUCUUUCUACAAAAGGUGUGGCGAGGUGCCCUGGCCCGCAUGCGAUACAAGAAGGCCAAGGCCGCUCUGACAAUUAUCAGAUACUACCGGCGCCACAAAGUGAAGUCAUACAUCCGUGAGGUGACUAAACGCUUCCAUGGCGUCAAGACCAUGAGAGACUACGGGAAGCAUGUGAAGUGGCCAACACCUCCUAAAGUUCUUCGCCGUUUUGAGGAGGCCCUACAAGCAAUUUUUAAUAGAUGGAGAGCAUCUCAGCUCAUCAAGAGCAUUCCCGCUUCAGAUCUGCCCCAGGUCAGGGCAAAGGUUGCGGCCAUGGAAAUGUUGAAGGGUCACAGGGCUGACCUUGGGCUCCAAAGGGCCUGGGAGGGCAACUAUCUUGCUUCGAAGCCAGAGACACCUCAGACCUCAGGCACUUUUGUGCCCGUUGCCAAUGAACUGAAACGGAAGGACAAAUACAUGAACGUCCUCUUUUCCUGUCAUGUCCGUAAGGUCAAUCGGUUUAGUAAGGUGGAAGACCGAGCAAUUUUUGUCACCGAUCGUCACCUGUAUAAAAUGGAUCCCACUAAGCAGUACAAGGUGAUGAAGACUAUCCCUCUAUACAAUUUGACCGGUCUGAGUGUCUCCAAUGGAAAGGACCAACUCGUAGUGUUCCACACAAAAGACAACAAAGACCUCAUUGUCUGCCUCUUCAGCAAACAGCCAACCCACGAGAGUCGAAUUGGAGAACUUGUUGGAGUCCUGGUGAAUCAUUUCAAGAGUGAGAAGCGCCACCUUCAAGUCAACGUCACCAACCCUGUGCAGUGCAGCCUGCAUGGGAAGAAGUGCACCGUUUCCGUGGAGACGAAGCUCAACCAGCCUCAGCCCGACUUCACCAAGAACCGCUCGGGCUUCAUCCUCAGUGUGCCCGGGAACUGACGCUCACCUGAUGGCGGCCCCACCAGGGAGUGGGAACAGUGGAGCGCGGAGCAUCGCCACUCAGCAUCAUAGGUCCCUAUCUAAUUGCUGAUCCCUGCUACUGCCCUGUAGAAAUCAGCUCACGAGAGUCCUGCAUGGGGAGGAACCCCUCUCUGCCUUCUCUCAGGCCCCUCCCCUGAGGUCUUCCUGGCUUUCCGCCUUUGGUCUCCAUUUUCCUCUGUCCCAAUGUCCCUGCUCAACAAACCAAAGACCCCAGUGCCCUGCCCCAGAGCCCUGGGCUGACAUCCAAACCACAUCUCACCUCAGAGGCAAUGGGAUGGUGCCUUCAGUUGGUGAAGGCCUCCUUGGACUGGCCAGCUGCUGGCCUGUCGGUGGUGGGAGCCCAGGACAGUUCACCCAACCAAAGACAUGUUCCCCUAGAGGGCUUGGUGGAGAUGAGCUGGGGAUAUAGCCCUGCUCCCUCCACGAGCCCAUCCUGCCAACCCUCCUCCCCAGAGGUGAUCGUGGCCCCCGCAACCUGGCUCAGGAUACUUCUCAGAGUUCCUCAGUGGGGCCCCUCCCACCAGCAGCCAGCCAAAGCCACCAGGUGAGCAGGUUUACCUGUAGGGCCAGCCCCUCAGCCCAGGAGCCAGUGGCCUGCAGAACAGCCCUGCCCAGCUGGCACGCCUCCUGGCCACCUCUCCAGGAGAGAGCAGUGGGGGAUGAAUGCUCCAAGGAUCACCUUGUUUAACUAUGCAGGCUGAGCCCAUGCAUGCCUUACACUUAUUUUUGCAGUUUGCAGAAUUGCUAAUCAGGUAUCAUGUCUGAUGUGCCCACACUCAUGUCAGGAGCACUAAUAAGAAAAUGGAGUUACAGGGGCUAGGGGAGCACUCAGGCGUUUGGAAGUUUCCCCCUCUAACACCUCCAUUGCUUACUCAUCUGAAGAACUAGGACUGGGGUGGGAGGGUCAGAGCACAGGAAUUUUGGGAAACAGAGCGAUAGAAAGCAGAGCGUGGGGUCCUGACACUGCGGGCCAGGCCAGGAUGCCCACACCCGCCCCACAUAGACCCCUGCCGCACAGUCCCUGGCUGCUGGGCACUCGGACCUCAUGCCAGGAGAGCAGCACCGUCUCGUCAGUCUCUGCCCAGCAGAAAGCACACGGCUUCAUAUGCCUUCCUGAGACCACCCUCCUCUGGUGCCUCAGCUGAGGGGGAUGCCACAAACCUCUGGGCGGCCUGGGCCUCCCUGCCAGGAGCCUUGAAAGAAGAGACUCACGGGCACCCAGGGUGAUGAAGGGCCUGCGGGUGAGCCCACACCUCAGGAGGAGCCUGGCAGGGAGUAAAAGAGGGACAUGCUGAGAUUUUCUUUACUUUCUGCCACAGAUGCUGCCCCCGCUCCCUGCCUCCUCCCCACAUGGGCCCAUCCUGCCACCAUGACCCCACAAAACACACCAAGCACCUGAGUGUAGCCUCCUGUGCCUCACCCGGUGCCUGACAUGGUCACCUGGCUGACCGCCCCCAGGUGGGUCAGCAGCCUGAUCUCAUACGUACCUCCCACCCCUGCCCCCACGGCUUGCAGACAUUUGCACUAGUGCGCACUUUGCAGCAAAGAAUCCUAUUGGCGUCCCGUCCGUGGAAACCUGUUAUUCUCCAAGCCUGGCCAGCUGCCUGCACAGCACAGAGGCGCCACCAGCCCAGCUGAGCAACGCUUACAGUUUUGCCAAUCACCUUGACACUAGUUGAACCAUCUUAACUGGAACAUCGCCUCUCCAUUCCACUUAUUUCCCCAAACUUGUCGCUUACACUAGAUACAUGCAAAUGUAUGUUUUAGGUAUACCGAAGUGGAACAUGCCAAAUGAGUGCCUUUCAGAGGCUGGAGAGGAGGAAGGUUUUGAGUCCUUUCUCCUGCCUUUUGAUAUUACCUGUGGCCCCUCAGCCCAGCGCCAGGGCCUCCCAGCUGAGGACCAGAGAACCACCAGCUGUCAAAAGCACUUUUUCGUGAUGUCCUAAGAGAAGUCAGUAUGGCAACUGAGGGAGGAUCAGGAAUUUAGGGCGAGACCAUGGUAGUAAUGCUCCCAGGAUGCCAGGGGAGAGCAGGACACAGUGAUUGUAUGCAAUGAAGUGUUUCUCUCAAUUUGAUUAAAUGCAGUUUAUGGUUUGGUGCAUAUAUUCCUAUUUUCCAUUAAAUUAACUCUAUUUCUAAAGCAUAUUUUGAUUUACCAUCAAGAGCAAUAAAACAUUAAAUCUUA